AUGGCGCGGUCGAGGAGCUACGGCAGUGACAUUGUCAACUUCAAAGAAAUCGCAGGACUCCUCGUCAGCUCAUCGGCAACAACGCGAAAGGAAGCCGUGGAAAGCUUGUUGUCCUACUUCAAGACGGCUGACAAGGCGUCUCAGAGUCAAAAACAUCCCUUCAAUGACAAGACGUACCACUCCAUCUAUGAGGCGCUCUUCCGCUGCACCCUACUCGAGAAGGAGGGCUACUUCGGCUCCAAAAAGUCGGCCAAGUCCAGUGCCGCCGCCAGCUCGAGGCUUGAGAAAUGCGCCGAGGUCCUGCGCCUGGCCGUCCGCCAUGGCGCUUCCCGGAUCAAGCGCAAGACGGCGAGAGCCAUCAUUGACCACAUCACCCAGGUCCCUUUGGGUCCCGAAGAGAGCUACAUCCAGCCGCUUCUCAAGGACUACGUCAAGGCCCUGAGCACCUUUCUCGACAACUCGGCCAACGUCGAGAACCUUGCCGCCUUCUCGGGCGAGAGCUGGGAUAUCUGUGUCGACUUCUGUGUUGACGCCCUCUCUCGCUAUCUCGAAACCGGCGACCGAGAUGGCUCCUCGCUGUCUCGCGCCUCUCCGGCCCCCGGAGGCACAGGCCGAUCCUCCUCAAUUGCUACGCAGCAGUCGUCUUCGAGCCAAAUCGGUGGUCAACUGGCCCUGGAGCUCGUGUCUUGCGUUAACUCGCUGAUGUCCUCUCCAAAUGCCCCCGUACAGAGGCAGGCAAGCAAGGUGUCCCAUACCAUUCUUCAUAUUCUCCAGCUUCGCCAGAUGAAGAUUGGCGAGCUGCAGAAGGCUGCUUUUUCCACCAUCAACAGCAUCUUCUCGCGCAUUCAGACCGACGAUGUGGCCCUGGCCAAGAAAGUAACGAAAGCCUUGGUUCCCCUGCUCUCUCACUGGUGGCAGCCGCGUGCCCUUUCUCGCGACGCCAUGCUCAAUUCCAUCCGGGACGAGAUGCUCAAAACCAUAUUUGGGACGUACUUAUACAUGGAAAGCAUUCUCCAGGAGUCCUCGGACGGGUCUCUCCUCCAAGACGCUGAAGAGCUGCUGGAUGCCUUGUGGUCCGAAUAUUCGAGGCGCGAGGAGCGAGCUCGCCUCCAGCUAGACGACGUGACUUUCUCUGCCAUCCGCCUCCCUACCGACCAUCCAAGCACUGCCGUCUUCAGUCUCCGCCCUUACCACCAAGCAGGCGAGCAAAACUGGGCUCUGCUAGAGAACCUCGCCAUCUUGGAGGCUAUGUACUCGCGCAACUCCCAGCAAGACCGCAGUCACGCCCAGCCCGAAACCGACCAGCCUCGGAAGAGAAGGAGGGUGGUCGGGAGCCCCAAUAGAAUGCACCAGAAAAUUGUGUCCCUAGACCCGGCAGUCCAGCUAACCGCGUUGCAACUCAUACCGUUCUGGGCCGCCCAGAAGCCGCCCUCCCUAGAAGACGUCACUGAAGCUAUUUCUGAUUUGUCAAAAUGCGUCACGGCCAAGCAGGGCACUGUGGCUUCCUGGGCAAUGCUCGCAUGCGCUAGUCUCGCCACCCAUAAAAUAUCUCGGAGCGCUUCCCUCGCGGCUACCUGGAAACAGAUCUGGCAGCUCACCGUGCGAUCUCUAAGCCUCCCCCCUACUAGCCGUGCUGCCUGCGUGCUGUUGCAGGCGAUAAUGCAAGCGGGCCUGAUUCCAGGGCACGAACAGGCGGACGACAUCAAUCAGAUUAUCACAACCGCCGAUAUUAGUGGUCCUGCGGUGCUUGUUGAUUCGUCUUUGACUUUGAUGCUAGGUUUACUGCGCCACCGGAACAUGAUGGUACCAAACGCCAGUCAAGCGACUUCAAAUCACAUUAUUCGGUGGGUUUUUGUCAAAUGGAAUCCUGCUGAGCUGGGUUAUGCUUCUAUUCAUUCGGCCCACUCGAGCCCUUUCGAUAUGGUUUGUCUUUUGCGAGCCUGUUAUGGCAUGCCGCCGCUUCGAAUGGAGGCACCGCUCCUCCUGUUUGGGGGGCCCAUUGCCCAAUUCUGGAAGAGCCAGAAAAAGGCCCAGCCACUUAUUCGAUACUUGCUGCUCCUCGGGGACGAAGUCCUACCGACACCACCCCCAACGGCCUCUGUGUCUGACGGCCCAGCCGGUGAACCCGGAAAACCCUCCGAUCCGACCGGAACUCAUGCUACAAAGCGCCUCGUCCUCGAGCUGCUCUUCCCAAAGAUUGAAGAGCUGUCACAAAUGGCAGAGUCGUGGCAAAGACGCGGCGGAGAUGGCUCAGUCCCGAUAUCUACCGAGCGGCUACAGAGCGUGGUCCUUGCCUGCCUCACUGGGACACUGCUACUCCCCGAGCUUGUCAGUCUGAACACAUCUGUAUCCAAAGACCUUGAAACAGCACUUUUCGGCGUCAUCGAUGCCACUCUCAAAGUGGUAUUGAACGCCCCCCAAAACGGGAACUUCUUCGAUCUUGUCUUGAUGUCAUGCACGGCGUAUAUUCCUCCUAUGGAUGAAGUCGAACUUAGUUUCUUGAAACGAGAUCUUCCCCAUCUCCACAAAUUCUUUGCCAAGCUUUCCGAUGCCCUACAGGGAAGAGCGCGGCGAGAUCCGUCGGGCCGUGAGGCAGAUACCAUGGACAUAGACGAUGAUUUUGAAUCCCAGGCGAGCCAGAUCAGUUCGACAUCAGGAGCAAAAAUUCUUCCCCGGCGGGACGUUCUAUUGAGCCAUACGCCAGAAGCCUUCUACUUAGAGACCACCCUCCGGCUAUUUCUCCUUGAGGUGAUCUAUUCUAAUGAAGGCCAACUCGGCUGUGUCCCGGGUCCUGUUCUCGACCACUUACUCGAACUCCCCAAAGAGCAGCUUUUACUAUGCCGAGUAUUUAUGCAGGAGCUUUUUAACUCUGAUGCCUUACCCCCUGUCGAGGGCUCCAUGAAAGUCGUGGAGAGGUUGGGGGAGAUUAUAAGCCUAGAUGAAUUCUCGUGCUGUGAAGUGGCGUUGUGCACAUGCAUCGACGUCAUGGACGGCUUUAUGAGCAUGUGGACCGACGAGAAGCUCGAGAUAGCAACUUUGGUGGGCGAUCUAUACCACUAUCUGGUCAAGAGGUCUUUACCCAACAACUCCAUGUCCGGGCCCGCCCAGAUCUGGUUCUCGAAAUUACUCUUCCACCUCCUCGAGGUCAGAUCAGAUUAUGCUGCGGCCUUAAAACUGCCAUCGGCCAGGUCCACAGUCCUGACAAUUCUGCAAGAGGGCACCAUGGAUGUCAAGUACAUCAUCGCACUCAAUCUACCCAAGAUCUUCGGGCUAUAUGUUCUCAAAACGCACGACGACAUCUUCGUCGAUGUUCUAGAGAGCCUUCCCGCUGAUCCAGAGGCCACUGAGGGCAUUGCUUACCGUCUGUUCGUUCUGGCCGAGUUGGCUUGUAGGUGGCCAACCCUGCUACGUCGGUGUAUCUACCACAUUUUCGAAACCCCGGGCAAGAUUGUCCAAUCCGGAAAAUAUGCGGCGAGCUGCUUGGAACGGAUAUCCGUGUCUCUGAACCUCAGCAGCCCCCGUGAGCUCUUUAAACUCUUUGCUCCCCAACUGCUCUAUACAUGGCUUGAAAGCGACUCAAUUGAAGAGAUUCCCUUUGAGAUAUUUGGCUUUGCGAGUCUCCAAGACCUCUUGUUGAUGGCCCAGACUGAGGCAGCCGCGAUCAUGAUUAUGCGUGGACAGGAGAAAGAGGCCCUCGAUCUAGCUCAGAGCCUAGGCUUGACGCCCGAGAAACUGAUCCAGCAGAGCUUUACCAAGAUCGUAGCAUACAGCAUUGCGCACGACAUCAGCGUCCCGAGCGGUGGCGAUCGUGUGACUGGGGAGAGCCGACUCAGGAAGAUUCUUGGAAAGGAAGGAUUCCUGGAGAACAUCCAUCUCAACUUCGCAGACGUUAUAGCCACCUUCUUUGACAUCUUCGACCAGGAGGACCCAAUUGAGAAGGCUCUGAGGAGAGAGGGGAGGUUCACCGCCGCGGCUGAUGCAAUGGAUGAGAUCAAGAAGCUUGGCCACUUGAGCACGCCCUUGCCACCGAAUCAGCAGCCAAUGUUCAAGGCAAAGUAUCUCACAAGAGAAAUUGCUCACCUUUGCAGCCGGACACCCUACGAGCCCGAUAACUUGUGGACGCCUGCCCUGGUUGUGUUUGUGGCUCGCAAGCUCCUGAACACAAUCCAUCCAGCGCUCGGCCCCCUCCACGCAUGCUCGGUGCUACGAAAGAUUCGCGUUCUCGUCUGUCUGGCCGGCGAGCAUGCGUUGUCUGCUUAUCCUCUAGAGAUGCUUCUUCAUUCCAUCCGAGCCUUCGCAGUUGAUCCAGAGUGCGCAGACGAUGCCCUCGGUAUAAUUCAGUAUCUCGUGCUUAAGGGAGACGCCCAUCUGAAGAAGACGCCCUCGUUCCUGGCUGGAUACGCCCUGUCGAGUCUCGCUGACCUCCGGGUAUUUCUCGAAUCGAGCCAAUCCAGCACGACCCAGGAGAGCCAGUUCAAAGCAACCAUGGGUAAAGCACAGCUAUUCCACUCCUGGUUUGCCAAGUACCUGGCGGCCUACGAUUCUUUAUCGUUCAAGGACCAUGCUCAGCGCCGUGCGUUCAAAUCUAUCACACAGUCGGCUGCUCACAUUCGUGCGUCGGGCAAUGCCGAAAAAGGUACCCACGAGAGCAACCUCCUCCUGGAGAUCCUCGAUGACUGGGACCGUGAGAACCAGCUUCUCAAUGAACCGGCCCGCGGCGUUGCUCUCUCCAUGCUCUGCGGUGUCUUUAGGAUCCCCUUAUCGAGUAGACUCGACAUGAUCGAAACUGACGCAGACGCAAUAAGCCAUGGGGCUGUUGUCUGGAAGAGCUGUGGCUCCCAGCGGCUGAGCGGCGAGUACUUGGCGUGGGCUGGCCGAGUACUGGGUCGGUCCUUCGCUGCGUCGGGCGAGGUGCCACAGGAGCUCCUACGUGAAUCCCGACUUCAGGAGUAUCGCAGGAUAUCAUUCGACAACAGCGGCUCCGAGGAAGGACUCAUCAAUCUCAUCGAGGCGCUCACUGUGAACGGCGAUUGUUUCACCGCCGGCUUAGCUGAAUCUGCUUUGCGGACGGUGGUCUCGGACGCGGUGAGCGAAGAUGAUCAAGACCUAAUCGGUGCUUGCCAAAAGACCCUUUCAGAGUCCCUACUGGUGUCAUCCAACUGGGACCCAUACAGAACACCGCAUUCCGAUUACUACGCGGUCGACUCACCCAAGGACGCAGAAGUAUUUACCGCCGGCCAAUUGGAGAGUCCAGACUGGUCACAGCGACUCGCGACGCUUCUGGCCUAUUCGGUGCCCGAGAGUGUGACGCUGAGGGUGCUGCCUCCAAUCCUCACCAAAGUUAAGGGGUUCGCUGAAAAGGCUUUCCCCUUCGUGGUCCACCUGGUCUUGGUGUACCAGUUAGAAAAGCAACAAGGGAUGAAGCGGCGCCUCUCCGAGGCCUUGAAAGAGUGGCUGACUUGCACAUCUACUGCAGCCACGGAAAACGUGAAGCUUCUGCUAAACACGAUCCUGUAUCUGAGAACCCAGCCGUUGCCCGGCGAAUCUUCAAUCGCCGACCGAGGACACUGGCUGGAUGUGAGUUUCUCCAGCGCAGCUGCCGCCGCCACGCGAUGUGGCAUGUUCAAAGUGGCCAUUCUGUUUGCCGAGCUAGCCUUCUCCGAAUCCUCUCGCGGUUCUCGGCGCUCAUCGGCCAUCAGGGAGAUUGAGGAUUCAAGCGAUAUUUUGCUCGACAUAUUCGAGAAUAUCGAUGACCCAGAUGCGUACUACGGCCUAACGCCGGAUGCCUCGCUCUCCACGGUCCUAGCUCGCCUGGAGUACGAGAAUGAUGGGAGUAAGAGCCUCGCGUUCCGCGGCGCUCAGUACGAUAGCCACCUGAGACGCCGGGAUCCUGCGUCGCAUCAGGAUGGGCAAGCCCUUAUCAACGCUUUGAGCAGCCUCGGGCUUUCUGGGCUGUCCAAUUCUCUCCUUCAAACGCAACAAGGUUCGGAUGCGUCGUCGGCAUCUCUCGAUAGCACCUUUAUCACGGCAAGGAGACUGGAGAUGUGGAAUCUUCCAGCUCCCUCGAGUAAUGAGAACUGGGCCGUGACGGUGUACAAGGCAUAUCAAAGCAUGCACCAAGCCCCUGAUAUCAACGCCGUUAGGGAUGCGGUCCACGAAGGAUUCAGGAGUACCAUUCGCCACCUCACAACCCGGACCCUGAAUACGUCAAGCUUACGCCAUCAACUCGGGGCCCUUGCCGCCCUGGCAGAGCUCGACGAUCUCCUAAAUGUCACUGACCAGCCCGAGCUACAAACCACGCUCUCCACGUUUGAGAAGCGAUCAAAAUGGAUGAUGAGCGGACGAUACGGCGACGUGGGACAGAUUCUUUCCUGUAGGGAAACAACACUAAGCAUGUGGAGUCGACAUCACAAGUUACGGCCGUCGAUGUUGACACCAGCAGAUGCUCGCCUGAUACAGAUUCGCGGCAUGCUGCUGUCUUCUGAUAUAUAUCGCUUCCACCGCGCCAACCAGGAGAGCCUGAACAUAUCCACAACACUCACCGACCUCAUCAAGCCGAGCGAGUCCUUGGGACUAAACAUAGACGCCGCAAUCAAAAUUGAGGCUGCAAAUUCGCUCUGGAACCAUGGCGAAAUGAUUUCAUCCAUCCGCAUGUUGCAGAACAUUGACAAGGACUCGUCCCUAAAAAAGCAGACGGUCCCGGUCAGCCGUUCUGAUCUCUUGUCGAAGAUUGGCUAUCAGGUCUCGGUCGCGAGGCUAGAGAACCCGGAAAAUAUACAGAAAAAGUAUCUCGAGCCAGCGCUCAAGGAGCUCAGGGGUAAGAUUGAGGGCAAGGAUGCUGGCCAGGUAUUCCACCAAUUCGCCAUGUUCUGUGACGAGCAGCUCCAGAACCAAGAUAGUCUAGAGGACCUGGCGCGGUUGCAGAGCUUGAAGAAGGGCAAGAGCGACGAGGUGUCGCAGCUCAAGGCCUUGAUUGCGAACUCGAAGGAUUCGCAGAAUAAGAGCCGGUACUCGGGCUAUCUUGCAAAAGCUAGACAGUGGCUUGAUCUCGACCAGCAAGAACUUCGCCGUGUUGAGCAAACGCGUGCCGAGUUUGUCAAACUGAGUUUGGAGAACUAUCUGCUCUCUUUAACCGCGUCGGACGAGCAUAACAACGACGCACUGCGCUUCACGGCCCUGUGGCUAGAGCGUUCCGAGGAGGAGACGACGAACGAGGCGGUCAAGAAGCACAUCAACAAGGUUCCGACGCGGAAAUUUGCCCCCCUGAUGAACCAGCUCUCUUCGCGCCUUCAGGACCAGCCGCAGCAGCUCUUCCAGAAGGUCCUGGUCGACUUGGUCUAUCGAAUCUGCGUCGACCAUCCAUUCCACGGCAUGUAUCAGAUAUGGUCAGGGGCUAAGUCGCGCGUCAAUAGGGACGACGAAGUGGCCGUCUCCCGACAGAAGGCGACAGAGCACAUUGCUAAGGCUCUCGCCAAGGCCGAGCCUGUGUCCAAGAUUUGGCCGGCGAUUGACCAGACAAGCAGAGUCUACCAUGCUUUGGCGCUGGACCGCGACUCUAACAGGUACAAGGCCGGCCACAAGCUUGCCAUCAGGGACUCGGCGGCUGGUCAGGCCUUCCUCAGUACGCUCGCAAAGUACGAGAUCCCGCCGCCCACGAUGCAGAUUGAGCUAUCGGCCAACCUCGACUACUCAAAGGUGCCCAUGAUACAGAAGUUUGAGCCUAGCAUGUCGAUUGCCUCUGGAGUGAGCGCGCCUAAGAUCAUCACGGCCGUGGGGACCGAUGGGCAGAGGUACAAGCAGCUCGUCAAGGGAGGCAACGACGAUCUUCGGCAGGACGCCAUCAUGGAACAGGUGUUUGCUGCCGUGUCAGAGCUGCUCAAGCUCCACAGGCCGACGAGGCAACGGAAUCUGGGCAUCCGUACUUACAAAGUCCUACCACUGACGUCCUCGUCGGGCCUCAUUGAGUUCGUGUCGAACACAAUUCCGCUCCACGAAUAUCUGAUGCCGGCGCACGAGCGGUACUAUCCCAAGGACCUCAAGGGAUCGCAGUGCCGCAAGGAGAUCUCCAACGCGCAGACCAAGACGGUGGAGGCGCGCGUCAGUGCGUACCGGAAGGUGACGGAGAAGUUCCACCCGGUGAUGCGAUACUUCUUCAUGGAGUACUUUUCAGACCCGGACGAGUGGUUCCUGCGGCGAACCGCGUACACGCGAGCAACGGCGGCCGUGUCGGUGCUGGGCCACGUGCUCGGGCUGGGGGACAGGCACGGACACAACAUCCUGUUGGACUCCAAGACGGGCGAGGUGGUUCACAUUGACCUCGGGGUGGCGUUUGAGAUGGGGCGGGUGCUGCCAGUGCCGGAACUGGUGCCGUUCCGCCUGACGAGGGACAUUGUGGACGGCAUGGGCAUCACCAAGACCGAGGGCGUGUUCCGGCGCUGCUGCGAGUUCACUUUCGACGCGCUGCGCGAGGAGACGUACUCGAUCAUGACCAUCCUCGACGUGCUGCGCUACGAUCCGCUGUACUCGUGGUCCAUCUCGCCCGUGCGCAUGGCCAAGCUGCAGAACGCGCGCGCCGCCGGGGCUGACGACAACGGUGGCGAGGCGGGCGGCGAUGACCAGUCUGACGUUGAUAACAAGAAGUCGGUCAACGAGCCGUCCGAGGCCGACCGCGCCCUCGAGGUGGUCCGCAAGAAGCUUUCCAAGACGCUCAGUGUCAUGGCUACGGUGAACGACCUCAUCAACCAGGCGACGGACGAGAGGAACCUCGCCGUGCUAUAUUCUGGUAAGUUCCAGCCAUUCUGCUUGACUUGUCCACCCCUUUCCCCGUCUUCGUCUUUUACCGUCUUCGCUUGA
Lasiosphaeria miniovina is the source of this 8853-nucleotide messenger RNA. RefSeq lists its product as uncharacterized. Bases 1 to 8853 code for a protein of 2950 amino acids. The transcript is spliced from 7 exons. NCBI's taxonomy places the organism in Eukaryota, Fungi, Ascomycota, Sordariomycetes, Sordariales, Lasiosphaeriaceae. Gene Ontology annotation, biological process: DNA repair. The record is from RefSeq and is a predicted model, not a curated record. Gene Ontology annotation, molecular function: protein serine/threonine kinase activity; protein binding.